AUGAGUUCAGCAGAAUUUCCUAUCGAAGCAACCAAAUCUCAAGGCUCAAAUAAAGUAAGCCCUGAAUUUGCUCAGUUUUUGCAGCAAUCAGAAGGAGAAGUUGAAAAAACAAAGUUUAUGAUGUUUAGAGGCGACAAAUCGCCGAAUUCUGAUUCUGUGGGUGACUCACUUACAAAGUUUAAUUCUGGAGAUGGAUUGACUGACUUUCGAAAUAUAAAUAUUCACCCUAGGUUUGAAUCUUCCUCAUUCCAAAUCCACGAAAAAAUUGUAAAAAUCAUAUAGGAAACAAUAAAAGAAGCUCCUAUAGAAUACUACGAAUCCAUUCUAUAUGAUUUGUGUAGGCGUUACAAUUUAGAAUUAUUCUCAAAAAAAAUAACCACAAAGUGCAUUGAAAUUUUUCAUCACAUUUAUAGGCUAAAAGCUGAAGAAGAGGAAUUAUCGCCUAAUGAAGUUUCUCAGCUAAACAUGCAUUUUGAAGAUGUCUUGACCUCUUUUCCUAACUCCCCCCCCCCCCCUCCGUGAGCGAACAAAAAAAUUUUGUUCGCUCACGGAGGGGGGUUAAUUUUUUUUUUUAAAAAAAAAUUUAUAUAUAAAUUUUAUAAAAAAUAUUUUUUUCGAAAUUUAAAAAAAUCCUAAUUUGCAAAAAUUGGGAAGCAAAUAUUAAUUUAAUUUGCAAAAUUUAUGUUUUAAAACGCAAUUUGUUUAAAAUUAAACAGAAUUAGCUCUAGAUUUCAUUAUACUAAUUAUCACUUAUAUAUCAAAAUUUUUUUCCAUUAAAAUUUUUUCUAUUAAAAAAAUUUUUGUUCGCUCACGGAGGGUGGGUUUUUGGUCAAAAAAUGGUGAUUUUUCUAAUGGUUUUGUUCGCUCACGGAGGGGGGGGGGGAGUAAGAUUUUUCAAGAGUAUGAAUUAUUUAAAGAGACUUUAAGCUUGGCCUCAGCACUUGCUGUAAAAUGGGGAAUAGCUAACAUAGAUCAUUAUUCAUAUAGAUUGACUGGAAGAUCAAUGAACAUUAAGAUGCUUGAUUUACGGGAAAUCAACAAAAAUUUAUUCACAUGCGAAACUAUUUGGAUAGGGACUAUGAUAAAGCAAGAUCCUUUUGUAAAAAUCGCUGAUGACCAGAUCGCUCAAUACGCUUAUUUGCUCUUACAAGUAUGCUGUUUAAACUCUUAUAAUUUUAUUCCCCUUUGCUGUUUUUUUUAAAAUCUAUAAAAUAUUCCCAAUAUGAUAAUUAUAAAAAAAUUAUAAACACAUAUACUUAUAUAGUGACAAAGCUAGUAAACUCAAUAUUAUCCUUAAACCAACACUGUAACCUCAACAAUACCCCUACUAUCGCAGGUCUUGUUGCUUCAAAAAAUCCUAAAGUCACAAGAUUCAGUGGAGUUGAGCCUAACUACGACGCUGAAGUGGUGGCUUAUCAAAGACUGAAGCUUAAUCGAGGAAUUUUAAGUUUCUGCGUAAAAGACAGAGACUUAAAAACCAUAAGAGAAAUCAAAAGCUUAUUAGAAGAUUUUGAAAACGUUUAUCGACAAUUUGAACAGUCUUUGAUGGUAAACAUUUUAAGUAUGUCAAAACACGCAAAAGAUGUUGUAUAGAAUAUAAUGAUUUUUUUAAUAAAAAAAAAAUAAAAAUAAUAAUUAUUUUUGGAAAAAAAUUGGGUGAUAACUCCCCCCCAUCCUUGAUCGAACGACUCGCCAACGUUCGAUCAAGGAUGGGGUUAAAAAAAUUUUUUUGGGAAAAAAAUUUUAUAUAUAAAAUGAAAAAGAUAUAUAUAGAUUUUUUUUAUUUACUUUAAAUAAGAGGGUUUAAGAGUAUUUAAUAAUUUUUUACAGCAAAAAAUUGAAGUAAUUUCAUAAAAAUACCAAUUUUUUAAUAUUUUAAUUUAUUAAUUGUCCCUGUAUAAAUUUUAAUUUUUUCCUUAUUAUAUUAAUUUUAUUUUUUUUUUAAUUUUAAAGAAUCUCUAUUUUAUUAGAUUAUUGAGUUUUUAAGCAUAGGUUGAUGACUAAAUCACUUCGAAUGGUUGAUUCAAAAGCUUUCUCUCGUCUCAAAGUCUCUGAAAACAAUUUCAUUAUGUACAUUUUUCCCAAGCUUUUGAUAACUAUUAUAUUUAUAUAUAUAAAAAUUUGCAUGAUAUGAAAAUCGUUCGAUCAAGGAUGGGGUUAAUUUCCCCAAUUUUUAGGAAUUUUUACAGUCAAUCGUUCGAUCAAGGAUGGGGGGAGUAAG
Blepharisma stoltei is the source of this 2221-nucleotide messenger RNA. The record is from the annotation of a GenBank genome assembly. Lineage: Eukaryota; Ciliophora; Heterotrichea; Heterotrichida; Blepharismidae.